Molecule: messenger RNA, 1005 nt
Organism: Onychostoma macrolepis
Lineage: Eukaryota; Metazoa; Chordata; Actinopteri; Cypriniformes; Cyprinidae
Product: acrosin
Exons: 5
Coding region: 221-964 (247 amino acids)
Biological process (GO): proteolysis
Molecular function (GO): serine-type endopeptidase activity
Source: RefSeq, a predicted model, not a curated record
CAGGACUGCAGAUGUCGAAUAAAUUCGGAAGAAAUUGCGGAUGUCGCCAUAUUGUUGCUGCUACCUUCCUUCAGUGUGCACCGUUACCCUGCAUAAUUGAUGACUCCCAGCAAAAUGUUGUGGAAAUCGACCUUUGCUGGAUCCUCCAAAGCACCUUCGUAUUUCAGGAGGCCUUUCUGCAUUGCAGGGUGCAUGGCCUUGGCAGGUGAGCAUACAGUGGAUGUCAAGGCAUAUCUGUGGUGGGUCUGUCAUCAGCCAUCGGUGGGUAGUCACCGCAUCCCACUGCUUCAGAAAUAGUAACAAUUAUAAAUUACGAAUAGUAGCUGGAGUGAAUUCUCGAUACAUGUAUGGAAAGGGUGUCCAGUAUCGUUCAGUCCAGCAAGUGAUCCUGCAUGAGAAUUUCAGCCGAUCGAAUUAUGACAACGAUGUGGCACUUUUGCAUCUACAUCGCCCUUUGCAUUUCACAAAACAUGUGCAGCCUCUGUGCAUAAUGGAAAAUGAAAUGGAUGAGAAACAACUAAGCUUCAGUUCGUGUUACAUCACUGGUUGGGGCAGCUCAGUGUUAGAAGGAAUGUUAUUUAGCACUCUUCAGGAAGCUGAAGUUGAUCUCAUUGAUACUGGGAUCUGCAACCAAAGAAGCUGGUAUGAUGGCCAUGUUAAUGACAACAUGAUCUGCGCAGGAUUUGACAAAGGGGGAGUUGACACAUGUCAGGGUGACAGCGGAGGCCCUCUACAGUGUUACAGCAAAGACAUGGAGAGAUUUUACCUUUAUGGUGUGACAAGUCACGGAGAGGAUUGUGCAUUACCAAAGAAACCUGGCAUAUAUACUCGUGCUAGCCGGUACACCGUCUGGCUGAGAGAAGCUCAAGCAAGAUCUGUAGCUGCUGCCUCAGUCACAGAUCUGCCAGUUUUUAAAUUAAUCUCAGCCCUGUUUUUCUCUGCCUGUAUGGGCCUGCUAAUGUGAGCUGUCCCCCAUCAGAGAUCAGAACAGCUCUCUGGGCUAUG